This is a messenger RNA of Closterium sp. Yama58-4, 2394 nucleotides long. The record is from the annotation of a GenBank genome assembly. NCBI's taxonomy places the organism in Eukaryota, Viridiplantae, Streptophyta, Zygnematophyceae, Desmidiales, Closteriaceae.
AUGACUUCCAAGCGGUGGUACCCCACAGCCCAGCUCUUACCCGAUGGGCGCAUCUUCAUUAUUGGUGGCGCUAAUGUGUUGGGCAACGUGGCCAUCAAUUCGGUUCAAAACAACAACCCCACCUUCGAGUUCUGGCCAAGAAAAGUCGGAGAAGGCAACUACAAGCUUCGCUUUCUGGAGGAAACUCUUCCCUACAACCUCUACCCGUUCGUGCACCUGCUGCCUUCGGGGCAUCUGUUCAUAUUCGCGGGGCAACGAGCAAUUCUGCUCAACUACACCACCAAUACGGUUUACCGCACCCUUCCUCCCCUGGACGUAUCCCGGUUCGGCCAGGCCAACACCAACAUAUUCCGCUCCUACCCUGUCACUGGCUCCUCUGCCAUGCUUCAGCUCUCCUCAGCUGACGGCUACAAACCCAGGAUCCUCAUCUGUGGGGGCAGCAGCAGCAAGGCAGACCUCACCAACAGGGACAACCGCACGGGGGCCUGUCUUGGGUGUGUUGCCCCUGCCACAGCCACGUGUGGGCUCAUUGCGCCCAUGGACCCCACCCCCAAGUGGACCUACGAGAUCAUGCCCGUUGCACGUGUCAUGCCAGAUGCCGUGCUCCUAUUGGAUGGCACGGUUCUGAUCUGCAACGGAGGCAGGAGGGGAUUCCAGGGGCUGAAGCAGACAUACGCUGGAGGGGACGUGAGGACUCCUGUCAUCUACACCCCUACCAGCCCACCUGGCAAACGCUUCUGGCAAGUCCCAGAGUCGAGUCGCUACGCUCGCAUGUACCACUCCUCUGCUCUGCUGCUGUGGGACGGUUCGGUGUUAAUUUCUGGGUCUAAUCCCAAUGAUCGCCUCACUACCAGGGGAACUUACCCUACUCAAUUCGCCGUUGACCGGUUUGCCCCACCGUAUCUGCAGUGGGGGGUUCCGAGAAACGUGCUCUGGAAGGUACCUGCAACCAUUACCUUGAAUACUCUCUUCUCGGUCCGCCUCAAUACAACUGUAGCCACUCCCCCGUCUCUACCCCGCCUUAUCAAUCGCUUCCGAGCCGUUCUUGUUCAUCCGGGGUUUUCAACACACAGCCAACGCAUGGGUAUGCGCAACGUGCUGCUCGAUAUAUCCGCAGAGAUCGCUGUUCUUCCUGCAGCAGCAGCUAUGGCUUCUCUAGGCGCAUGCGGGUUCCGAUUCGCGCGGCGGGUCGUGGUUUUCUCGCUGGUUCUGGCGUCGCUCGCGUGUAUCGGUCAAGCGAGCGAAGACCUGAUCAUCGUCAGGGUGGAUCGUAAGAUCGACCUUCAGACUCAUCUUGUCCGCAACUCCGCAACCCUCAAGGUGGAGAACGCGGGGUCAACGCCUGCUUCAUCGGUCACCCUCGCCCUGCUCGUCCCGCCGCCCGGCCGCCUCGCCUUCGCCACAGCUGUUCUCCUGCAGGGCAAGGCCAAGAGCCGCACCUUCCAGGAACUUUCCCUCACGCCCACCACUCCGGACUCCCCGGUCGAAAACGCGAUCUACUUUAAAGCGCAGCUGCCCACGCCGCUUGAACCCGGGAAAACCGCUCAGAUUGAAUGCUACUUUGUGAUAAUCAACGCUCUCACGCCUCACCCGGCUGAAAUCUCCCAGGCGGAUCCGCAGCUGGUUCUCUUCCAGGAUUCGCACUACUUCACCUCUCCAUACCCCGUCCGAUCGCAGACCACCGUUCUCCGCCUCCCUAGCCACCAGAUCGAGUCGUUCACGCCGCUGGAACCUUCCAAGAAGGCGGACUCGGAGAUUAAGUUGGGGCCGUAUGAGGGGGUGGAUGCCGGGGCGGUGUCGUCGCUUUUGGUUCAUUAUGAGAACAACCGGCCGUUCCCGCUGUUUGAGCGCGCGGAGCGGGAGUACGAGAUCUCGCACUGGGGGAAUGUGUAUGUGACGGAGGACUACCAUCUCGUGCACUCGGGCGCCAAGCACACGGGCAUGUUCUCCCGUCUGGACUACCAACACCGUCCCAUGGCCAUAGGCGUCUCGUCUCUGCGCGGACUCAUGGCAGUGUUGCCGGAGAGGGCGCACACGGUGUAUUACAGGGAUGAGAUCGGGAAUAUCUCCUCCUCGCACCUCCGAUACCCGCCCAGAAAGGCCGAGCUGGAGAUCGAGCCUCGGUAUCCGCUUCUGGGCGGGUGGUCCGUAACGUUCCGAGUGGGGUACAGCGUGCCUCUGGGCGAUCUUGUUUCCAUCAGCACUGACGGCACUCGCGUGCUCAACGACACCCUCGGCAGCCCCUUUGCUGACGUGCCCGUUAAGCACCUGACUGUUAAGGUGAGCAGCGGGGGGAGGGGGCGGGGAGGAGGGGCAGGCAGCAGGGGAGGGGCAGUAGGGGAGGGGCAGCAGGAGAGGGGCAGCAGGAGAGGGGCAGUAGGGGAGGGGCAGUAG